CGGAGGGAAAGGUCGUACGGCCACGCUGGGCGGCGGCGACAUAUAAAAGGGUCUGCCCCGCCUGGCUGUGGCUGUCGACUGGGUGUGUCCAAAACAGUAGGGUGUCCAAAGCGGUAGGAUGAAGCUGACAAUACUGACAUGUUGGGGUGUGGUGGCUGCGCUGGUGGUGGCGGCACAGGGGAAACCCUUCCGCUCGCCAGCGUUUGACAUUGCAAGAGCAUAUGAGAACUAUCACAAUCUCUGGAUGUCAGAAGCCCGCAGGAAUUCUGUCGCCCCCAUGUCAUUUGGUCAGCAGGUAGCGCGGACUUGGCCACAGAACAAGGCAGCGGUCGCCAGGCUUGCUCAGUCUGCCCCAGUGGCGGAAAAGCCUCCCCAGGAACAAGCGAAGGCAGGAACACAGGCGGAGAAAGGCAAGGCAGGCCAAAAUGUUCAGCAAUCAGCUACCACUGAACAACAAACAACGGAAAUGACAACAGAAAUGGCUACUGAAAUGCCCACCACGGAGCAAACUAUUCAGGAGGAAAUGACAACUGAGAUGCAGAUGCAGAAACAGACAGCACAGGCUAAUGUUGAGACCAAGGCAGCAAAGAAACCCGAGCCAUCUCAGCCACGAAGACAACCCACCACUCCAACCUCCCGUCCCGCCACCAUGAGGUCUGCCUUCGAUACUUUCUUUAACAGGUGGAACGCUGAAAGGAUCAGGAACUCCAUCCCUCCCGUGGCUACUCCAAUCCCACCUCUGUCAUCCUUCUAUAAGCAGACGCUGUUUGCUAAUGAGCCUGUGACCACUAAGUCCGUGGACCGUCCCGCCAAGGCCACCGAGGCAACUGUCGACACCCUCACCCAGGCUUCCGCAUCGGAGGUUAGCGCCACCGCUUCUGCUCCUUCGACUGAUCCCGUGAAAUUGAUUAAAUCCUUGGCCCAGUCUGACAGCUGGAGACAGCAGGGUAAUGCCCCUAUCAUCAUCCUUCUGCAGUAGGGGGUCAGGAGUAUCAGCGGUGCAUAAUUCAGAUUAAACGUAUGUGAGAGAGAGAGAGAGAGAGAGAGAGAGAGAGAGGUGUAUGUAUGUACUGUACAUAUAUACAUAUAUAUGUAUUUGAAUUUGAAUAUACAGAUUUUAUCAACUUUUGUCAAUUUUAAAUAAACUAGUAGCGAUAACCUCUA
Messenger RNA from Portunus trituberculatus (swimming crab), 1164 nucleotides. RefSeq lists its product as uncharacterized. Lineage: Eukaryota; Metazoa; Arthropoda; Malacostraca; Decapoda; Portunidae. The transcript has 3 exons. Bases 119 to 979 code for a protein of 286 amino acids. The record is from RefSeq and is a predicted model, not a curated record.